Molecule: messenger RNA, 2814 nt
Organism: Colletotrichum navitas
Lineage: Eukaryota; Fungi; Ascomycota; Sordariomycetes; Glomerellales; Glomerellaceae
Product: electron transfer flavoprotein-ubiquinone oxidoreductase
Exons: 3
Coding region: 20-2410 (796 amino acids)
Biological process (GO): electron transport chain
Cellular component (GO): mitochondrial inner membrane
Molecular function (GO): iron-sulfur cluster binding; electron-transferring-flavoprotein dehydrogenase activity
Source: RefSeq, a predicted model, not a curated record
CGAGUCUCUACCUGCUUCUAUGACCUUGGCUCGCUGCCUUCUCAAGUACCGAUCGAGUACAUUGCGCUGCCACCGGUUUCUCUCGGCUAUCGCCCACUGGCAAAACCAUGGCCCGAGCUCGGAGAAAGAGAGAGAGAGACUCGUUCGCAUUACGCAUUCGAGUACCGCAGACGACGACGACGAGCUCUCGCUAGGAACCACCCGAGGCCCUGGCUUUAGUGUUAACCGCCACUUUUUCUUCACGCUCUCCCCAUCCGAAGCUCUUGCCACCAUUCCUCCAAUUGACCAACUACAAAGUGCCGGACGGCAGAGGAGAGCAAGUCGAAUUGCGCCUGCGUCUCUAGCUUCACGAUUUCCGCGUCCAAAGACCUUGACGCUUCCUUAUGCAGUAGUCCGGUCCUCAAAGGGGACGAAACCUAUUUACCCAACGACACGCCGUCACACAACCGUCUUCACCGUCAAUAUGAACACCUCGGCCUCGCCUCUCGCAAGAAAUCUGCAGCGGAGCACGCGCAGUCUCUCAAAAUGUCGCUUCCGCCCUACAAGGCCCGCGCAGGCCGGCCUCGCCACCGCCUCCAGAACAAGUACCACAACCACUGCGAGAGCUGCCGCGACCACUUUACCCUCGGCACGGGGCUCCGCCGUAACCUUCUUCAGGCCGCUGGGUGCGCGCACAUUCACGACGAGCAGGACGCGGCGCAGCGACCAGGACGAAAAGUUCGACCCGGCAACCAUUGAGCGAGAGUCGGACGAGGUCGAUGUAGUCAUCGUCGGCGGCGGCCCCGCCGGACUCAGCGCCGCGAUCCGGCUAAAGCAGCUCGCCAACGAGGCCGGUAAUGAAGACUUCCGUGUCCUCCUUCUCGAAAAGGCUGGCGAGAUGGGCGCCCACAUCCUCUCGGGCGCCGUCAUCCAGCCCACCGCCAUUGACGAACUGAUCCCCGACUGGCUCUCCGAGGACAACCCGGACCGUUUCGAGUACGCUACUCCGGCCGGCGGUGACCGCAUGCGCUUCCUCACCAAGACGUCGGCAAUCCCGCUCCCGACCCCGCCGCAAAUGCACAACGAGGGCAACUACAUCGUCUCGUUGAACCAAUUUACUAAGUGGCUCGGCGACCGCGCCGAGGAGCUCGGCGUCGAGGUGUACCCGGGCUUCGCCGCCUCCGAGGUACUUUACAACGAGGUCGAUGGCAGCGUCAAGGGUGUCGCGACGAACGACCUCGGCCUCGGUCGCGACGGCAAGCCCAAGGACUCGUUCGAGCGCGGCAUGGCGUUUCACGCACGCUGCACGCUUUUCGCCGAAGGGUGCCACGGCAGCCUGAGCAAGCAGGUCAUCAAGAAGUUCGACCUGCGCCGCGACAGCCAGCACCAGACGUAUGCGCUCGGUAUUAAGGAGGUGUGGGAGGUGCAGCCCGAAAAGUUCCAAAAGGGCUCCAUCACGCACUCCAUGGGCUACCCGCUCUCCAAGGACCUCUACGGCGGCGGCUGGAUGUACCAUUUUGGCGACAACCUCGUCAGCAUCGGCUUGGUCGUCGCCCUCGACUACGAGAACCCGUGGGUCUCGCCCUACGGCGAGUUCCAGAAGAUGAAGCAUCACCCCAUGUACAAGGAGGUCCUCGAGGGCGGCAAGUGCCUGACGUACGGUGCGCGAGCGCUCAUCGAGGGAGGCUUCCAGUCGAUCCCAAAGUGCGCCUUCCCCGGCGGCGCGCUCAUCGGUGACUCGGCCGGCUUCGUCAACCUGCCCAAGAUUAAGGGCACGCACAACGCCAUGAAGUCGGGCAUGCUCGCCGCCGAGGCCGCCUUCACGGCGCUGUCGUCCGAGAGCGCCGGCGAGCAGGGCACCGUGUUCCUGUACGACUACGAGGACAAGCUCCGGGAGUCGCCCAUCUGGAAGGAGCUGAAGGAGGUGCGCAAUUUCCGCCCCUCGUUCCACACCCCGCUGGGUCUGUACGGCGGCAUCGCCUACUCCGGGCUCGAGGCGUAUGUACUCAAGGGCCGCGUCCCCUGGACGCUAAAGCACAAGACACCGGACCACGCGGCCACGAAGCCCGCCGACCAGUACCCCAAGAUCGAGUACGAAAAACCCGACGGCAAGAUCUCGUUCGACAUCCUCACGAGCGUCAGCCGCACGGGCACGAACCACGAGGAGGACCAGCCGGUGCACCUGCAAGUCAAGGACUGGGAGAAGCAUGCGGCCGAGACAUGGCCCAAGUUCAAGGGCCUCGAGAACCGCUUCUGCCCGGCGGGCGUGUACGAGUACGUCGAGGACGACACCAAGGACCUCGGUGUGCGGUUCCAGAUAAACGCACAGAACUGCAUCCACUGCAAGACGUGCGACAUCAAGGCGCCGCACCAGGACAUCAACUGGCAGGUGCCCCAGGGCGGCGAGGGUCCCAAGUACUACAUGUCAUGAGUCGGGCCUCUCUUUAUCUCACACCUCUCUGGCAAACGUACCUGACCACAGACGCAAUCAACAUCAGAGGAGAAUGACUAGUUGAAGGGGAUGGGAUCGGCAAUAUAAAAGGGAAGAAGGGAUCAUUAAUCCUUCUGCAAUCUGUCUGCAAUCAGCGUCGAGGGUUGGCGGUUUGGUCGCCAGACCAUCGAGACAGAAGAACAGACCACCGGCCCCAUGAAAGAUUUAUACGAUAUGUCAAGAGGAGGGAGAGAGUAUUGUAGGUAUAGAACGCGUCAAGACAAGUCGAUGACAAGGGAGAUUUUGUAUGCUCGGAACACACAGAGCACCCUCCGCUGCCAAACCAAUAUCCCAACGUUUGCCAUACUUUCCUCUCUUCGGGGUAAGCACGUGGGCGCGUACUG